This is a messenger RNA of Cololabis saira (Pacific saury), 3329 nucleotides long. RefSeq names its product intermediate filament family orphan 1a (gene iffo1a). The record is from RefSeq and is a predicted model, not a curated record. Bases 110 to 1972 code for a protein of 620 amino acids. Lineage: Eukaryota; Metazoa; Chordata; Actinopteri; Beloniformes; Belonidae. The transcript is spliced from 10 exons.
CAGAAAUCAGGAAACGCUGGCCCUGGCCCGAUCAUAACCAGUUCGGAUCAAUAAGUGUUUAUUAACACACGAUUACCUGCCGAAGCUGAAUCUACAGAAGUCGGGGUUCAUGCCGGAUUUCGAGCAUUUCCGCUUCUCCUACUCGAGCAUGAACCCGGUCCUGGGGGAGAGCGGCUUGCUGCCUCCUCUGCAGCAUCAGCACCACAUGAUGCCGGGCCAGCAGGGCGACUCCAUCCUCCCGGAGCCGGGGUACUUCCUGGGGGACCACGGUGGUCUGGGCCCGGAUUGGGACCUGGGGGCCCAGUCCUACCCGCACCUGCAUGGGGCCCCGCUGCACCGCGUCCCCCCGGCGGCCGCGGCGCUGCGCAACGACCUGGGCUCCAACAUCAGCGUCCUGAAGACGCUCAACCUGCGCUUCCGCUGCUUCCUGGCCAAGGUGCACGAGCUGGAGAGGAGGAACAAGCUGCUGGAGAAGCAGCUGCAGCAAGCCCUAGAGGGGGGGAACAGCGACAGACCCCCCACCAAGGACCAAGGGGUCCAGACCGGCUUUAUCCCAGCAGGACCGAGCCUGAACCCGCAUCAUCUCAACCUCAGCAGCUCAUACCAACCCGGAGGACUGCUGUCCCCGACCAUACAGUUUGACAACAAGCCCUUCAGUGGGAGCAGCAUCAGCACGGACUCCAACUCCAACCUCACCACGAACGACGGCUCGUUCAGCCCGGCCCGGAGUCCCUGCGACCCGGCCCGGAGCUUCAGCAACAUCAACGAGAGGUUCUGCUCCCACGCCGGGACCAACACGGCCGGCACCAACACGGCAAGCGGCCUGGCUCCCCCGCCGCGCUUCCUCCCCGGCAGCAUCUGGUCCUUCAACCACGCCCGCCGCUCGGGCCUGGGCCUGGGCCGGGACGCCUGCGUGGCCGGGCCCGGCGUCUCCUGGAGACACCCAGACGGAGUCGGGGUCCAGAUCGACACCAUCACGCCCGAGAUCAGGGCUCUGUACAACGUGCUGGCCAAGGUCAAGAGGGAGAGGGACGAGUACAAGAGGAGAUGGGAGGAAGAGUACACGGCCAGAAUGGACCUGCAGGAAAACGUGGCUGAACUUGAGGAGGAGCUGCAGGAGAGCGAGGCGUGUCAGGAGGAGCUGGCUCUGAAGGUGAAGCAGCUCAAGGCCGAGCUCGUCCUCUUCAAGGGACUCUUCAGCAAUGACCUGUCAGACCUGGACAGUAAGAUCCAGGAAAAGGCCAUGAAGGUGGACAUGGACAUCUGCCGGCGUAUCGACAUCACCGCCCGCCUCUGCGACGUGGCCCAGCAGAGGAACUGUGACGACACCAUUCCCAUCUUCCAGGUGCCCACGCCACCGUCCAGCUCCAGCCACCGCAGCAGGAAGCCCAGCGGCCCGUCGGCCAGGGACGGGGACGGGGACGAGGACUCCAGGACCGAGGACUCCAGCAGCGCGUCGGCCAGUCAGGUCAACGAGCAGAUGCAGAGGAUGCUGAACCAGCUGAGAGAGUGCGAGUUCGAGGACGACUGCGACAGUCUGGCCUGGGAGGAGACGGAGGAAACGCUCCUGCUGUGGGAGGAUUUCCCAGGAUGCUCGCUGGCUGCUGAGACGCAGGGGGAGGACGAGUCCAUUGAAAAAGUGAUUGAAGACACAGAGUGUCUGUUCAACUCCAGAGAGAAGGAAUACCAAGAAACCAUUGGCCAGAUAGAGCUGGAACUGGCCACGGCCAAGAGCGACAUGAACCGCCACCUGCACGAGUACAUGGAGAUGUGCUCCAUGAAGAGAGGCCUGGACGUGCAGAUGGAAACCUGCAGGAGGCUCAUCACGCAGAGCGGAGACAGGGAGUCGCUGUCGGGCGACGACCAGGAGAAGGAGAAGAAGAAACCAGCUCUACCUGCCAACGCUGAGAGCAGCGAGUCCUGCUGGGACGUCAACGCUGCCAUCCCUGCUGUGUCCUGGAGGAAACCUUAAUACACACACACACACACACACACACACACACACACACACACACACACACACACACACACACACACAUACACACACGCUGCUGGUCAUGCUGCUCGUUAAUGGGGAAACAAUUACAGAACUUACACAAAUAAUGAAAUUAUGUCUGAUUUAAGUCAUUUUUCUUGGUAAUCUAAAGAAGGACGAAUUUUAAUCCUAAUGAUGUCACCGAUGAUGUCACGCUUCAGACAAAACGAUUAGCUUAAUUUCAGUUUGAAUUCAAGUUUUGCAGCUUCUAUCAGACUCCUUUUAUUAUCAUUUCUAUUAUUUUAUAUUUAUUUAUUUAUUUUUGCAGAUGUUUUAACUUAUUACCAAGAGAAAAUCAUAUCCUUUCCAGAAGCGCCUACUAUCAUCCCUUGAUCUGCCAACUGCUGCCCCCUGGUGGUUUUUAGCUUGAACUACACCCACAGGACAAAACGGGAGAAAGCACUUUACAUUCAUUUUGCUCCCCUAUUCCUGUGUGAUAAGAUAAACAGAAUUGAAUUAUAUUUUGCACCCAGACCUUGCAGCGGCCAAUCAUUUGCACAAUCUGUGUAAACCUGCCUUUCAACAGCAGCAGUGAACGAGUCUGCAGAGAGGCAGAGACGCACAAAGACAGCGCUUUGCACAUUGUCUAGAAAAGCCAUCUUUAAUGCUUUUCUUCUCCGCUUUCAUAUUAUCAUUUACAAUUAUGUGCAGUUUUAACAUCUUCAAAACAUUUGAAAUGUUAAAACUGAAAUUAACCAGCUCUUGUUUUGGAGGAAUUUGGUGUAAUUAUAAUUGUAAAGUUGAAAAGUUGAACUAUCAAAGGCCAACUUGCCUUAAAACUAUAUCCAGCAACUGAGAAAUAUGAAGGUCUUUUUGUUCAUAUGAAAAUUAAAUCAAGGUUUGUGCCAAGUUGUGCUUUGAAAACAACAAUACUUGCAGUGAAUUAGCAAUGUUUGACAUAAAUGCAUCUAUUGGAGGGAGUUUCUGGGAUGUCACAUUUAUCAGACUUCUUCCAAAAUUGUCAACUUCUCUCUCAGAGGCUUGAAGUUGUAAACUGUUUUUACAGGAUUAUACGAUCUAACUAAACAGAUGUUUAUGUUAAGCGGUUAGAAAAUGAAUGUUAAUUAAAUAAAGGUGAACAGAUGGAUUCAGACAUCUUUGUGAAUCGUAUAAUUGUAAAAGAAAAAAGAAAAUUAAUAUUGAACACAUGAUGGAAAUAUACCUGAAAUAAGAGAUUUUUUUUUUAUGUCAAAGAUUUCUGGACAUGAUUUGACUUUCUUUUAUUUUGUUGUUCUGUCCACAAUUUUACAUGUGAGCUAAUGGGAAGCCAGCGCCUUAUAGUUUUAGCUUCUUU